AUGCAGUCAUCCUCUCAGCACCGGCUCCAGGGACCACCAGCUGGUCAGUACGUGCCUCAGGGACUGCCGGUUGCUCAGUAUAGGCCUCAGAUUGGUCGGUACAGGCCUCAGGGACUGCCGAUUGGUCGGUACGGGCUUCAUAGACCUCCCGCUGGUCAGUACGAACCACCGGCUGGUCAGUACGGGAAUCAGGGACAUCCCGCUGGUCAGUAUGGACAUCCCGCUGGUCAGUACGGACAUCCCGCUGGUCAGUACGGACUGCCGGCUGGUCAGUACGGGAAUCAGGGACAUCCCGCUGGUCAGUAUGGACCACCGGCUGGUCAUCACGGGAGCCAGGGACCUCUCGGUGGUCAGUACGGCUUUCAGGGACAUUCAGCCGCAGCCGGAAUGCAGGUGAUGCAUACUAAUUUCACUAAGCAUUGA
Messenger RNA from Postia placenta MAD-698-R-SB12, 423 nucleotides. RefSeq lists its product as hypothetical. Bases 1 to 423 code for a protein of 140 amino acids. The transcript has a single exon. Lineage: Eukaryota; Fungi; Basidiomycota; Agaricomycetes; Polyporales; Adustoporiaceae. The record is from RefSeq and is a predicted model, not a curated record.